UAAUUUUGACAUUUAAAACAUUGAGGUUAUGUUGGUUUUAAAAUUCAAGUUUUUCCGAAAAACCAUUAAUAAAACUACAAUUAUUUAAAUGAAAUUAAGUAGAGUGAGUGUAAAUUUAAUGUGAGAAGUCAAAAUGAUGGACCCAGAAGUAGUAAAUAAAAAAAUCAAUGAGUAUGAAAAAUAUAUAGAAGAAAAACUGAAAAGCGACUUAAAAGAAAUAGAAUUAAAGUUAAGUGAUAAAGUUAAGAAGUACAAAGAUUGGGAGGAUGUGAAGGAAAUCGCAAAAACGGUCAAAGAGUUUAAGGAAAAGGAUCGUGACAUGUUGGUGAGGGUUGAUAUCGGUAAUAAUAUACAAGUUACUGGUGAAAUUACAGACUAUGAAAGAACUUAUGUUAAAAUAGGGUUAGGUUAUUUACUUGAAAUGGAAUGUAGAGAGGCUGAUAAAUAUUCUGAUAUUAGGUUAAGACUGUUAAAAAAAGAAAUUGAUCAUUUACGUAAGUUGGCUGUUAACGUAAAGGUUCAUAUUAAGUUAGUUUUGUUGGCUAUUAAUGAGUUGCAGGCUUCUUUGAUAACAGAAACAGUAAAAAAUGUAAGGAAAAUAAAAUAGUUUAUAUUUUUUAAAACAAUUUUUAUUUUAAAAUAUUUUAAAUUUAAGCUAUUACACAACAUGUGAACACUUUUUAAUAAGUCAAUCUUACAAUUACAUUACAAAACUAUGGUAUAAAACUAGCGGCC
Brassicogethes aeneus is the source of this 735-nucleotide messenger RNA. The record is from the annotation of a GenBank genome assembly. Lineage: Eukaryota; Metazoa; Arthropoda; Insecta; Coleoptera; Nitidulidae.